Molecule: messenger RNA, 1253 nt
Organism: Ipomoea triloba (trilobed morning glory)
Lineage: Eukaryota; Viridiplantae; Streptophyta; Magnoliopsida; Solanales; Convolvulaceae
Product: pentatricopeptide repeat-containing protein At4g02750-like
Exons: 2
Coding region: 148-1125 (325 amino acids)
Biological process (GO): RNA modification
Molecular function (GO): RNA binding; protein binding
Source: RefSeq, a predicted model, not a curated record
AGUUUUUAUUCAGCUGCAUUUCGUUCUUUCAUGGGAGAAAAUUUAUGUGGACCAAACAAAAACAACUCCGGUAAAUAGAGCACUCUUCCCAGUAGUGUAGUGAGUUUAGCGAACAGGAAUAGUUCAUAUGCUUCUUUUUGUACAGCAAUGAAUAAGCAUUUAGUGAAUUUGACAAAGCGAAUAUCAGCUUACGCCAUGAAGGGGGACGUGGGACGUGCAAGAGUACUGUUCGAUGAAAUGCGUCACAGAGAUGCCGUUUCUUGGAAUGUUAUGAUCAAGUCGUAUAUAGAAAACAACAGAUUAGAUGAUGCAAGAGAGCUGUUCGACGAAAUGCCUGAGAGAACCUCGUAUUCUUGGAAUUCUAUGAUCAUGGGUUACAUAAAGGGCAACAAGCUCUACAUUGCGUUGAAGCUCUUUACAGUUAUGCCGGAGAAAGAUGUUGUGAGUUGGACAGCUAUCAUCACGGGGAUGUGUCGGGCAUCGAGAGUUGAUGAGGCGUGGAGGUUGUUCAAGCAAAUGCCAGAAGCUAAUUCGAUUUCGUGGUCCUCAAUUGUGUCAGGGUUUCAGCAGAAUGGAUUUCCCCUGGAAAGUUUACAUGUGUUCAAGGAAAUGCUGGUGGCUGGGUUCCACCCAACUUCUCAUUCAAUCACUAGUGCUUUGGCUGCCUGUGCUGAUUCGGCCACGCUCUCUGUGAGCGAGCAGGCGUAUUCCCAGCUCUACAAACGGGGGUUCAACACCAACACGCGGAUUGGGAAUUCAGCGAUUUCCAUGUUCAUCAAGAGCGGCAGCUUUGAAAACGCGAGGAAUGUCUUUAUCCAGCUGGAUAAACCUGAUACCGUCACUUGGAAUUCUAUGAUCAUGGGCUAUGCACAGCAUGGCCAUGGUGUAGCAGCAAUGGCUAUGUUCCACCAGAUGCAAAAAGCUCGGUUUUUGCCCGACAGAAUCAGCUUUCUGGGAGUUCUGCAGGGUUGCAGCCACUCUGGACUUGUACAUGAAGGGAAACAACAUUUUCUUGCAAUGCAGACUGACUAUGGGAUUUCACCAGGACCCGAGCAUUUCGCGGGCCUGGUGGACCUUCUAUCGCGCGCUGGGGAGCUCGAAGAGGCGAACGAGAUCAGAUAUUGAAACUUGAACCAUAUAAUUCCAGUGCUUGUUUGAUGGUUAUUGACAUGUAUGCUUUGGCUGGGAAAUGGAAGGAGGUUGCAGAGAUGAGGAGGCAUAUGGAGAGGGAAAGAGAAAGCAGAAAAGAGUUG